Medicago truncatula (barrel medic) is the source of this 951-nucleotide messenger RNA. RefSeq names its product transcription factor MYB1. Lineage: Eukaryota; Viridiplantae; Streptophyta; Magnoliopsida; Fabales; Fabaceae. The transcript is spliced from 3 exons. The record is from RefSeq and is a predicted model, not a curated record. The coding region runs from base 52 to 786 and encodes 244 amino acids.
AUCAUGCAUUCAUGCCUAUAUUUGUGUAUGAACAGUUAAGGAAAGGUUUGUAUGGCGAAUACAAGCGGCGUUAGAAAAGGUGCAUGGACAUAUGAAGAAGACAACUGUCUCAAGGCUUACAUUCUCAAGCAUGGUGUAGGAAAAUGGCAUUUAAUUCCUGAAAGAACAGGAUUGAAUAGAUGUCGAAAAAGUUGUAGAUUGAGGUGGGUAAAUUAUUUAAAUCCCUACAUCAACAGGGAGAAUUUUUCUAAGGAUGAAGUUGAUUUGAUUCUAAGGUUACACAACCUUCUAGGCAAUAGAUGGUCAUUGAUUGCUGGAAGGCUUCCAGGUAGAACAGCUAAUGAUGUGAAAAACUAUUGGAAUACACAUUUACGAAAGAAGGUUGAAUCAGAAGCAAAAGAAAAAAAAGAAAAAGAGAAAUCUAAUGAAACAAUGAAAGCUCAUGAGGUUAUUAAACCUCGGCCUAUAACUUUAUCAUCUCGUUCACAUUUUGUUCAUGAUUCAAAUAAAGAUCGUUAUGUUCCCAUAUAUCAAGAUGAUUCAUCAGAGACUAUGGUUCCAAGUCAAAUUGGUGGAGAUUAUGCUUCUGCUGUACAACCAAGUCUUGGUAAUAAUGUCCAAACACCGUGUGCAAUGUGGUCAGACAGUUUAUGGGACAUGGGGAGCAGUGAGAAAAUUGGCUCAUGCUCUUCAUUACAAGAGGUGAACAACUUCAACAUGGAUUUUCCUGAUGACUCCUUUUGGGAUUUCAACUUUUCUGAUUUUGAAUUUCUUCGAGAUCUUUAAUUUUUGUGAAAUAUUAUUAGUUCUACGUUGAAGCUUAACAAAGUCGCUUACUGUUUGUCAAAACAAAAUGGCACGAAAUAAAAUGAAUCAAAAUGUAACAUAUGUUCUAUGUUAUAUUGCAUGGCUUGAGUAUUUUGAAUUUGGAAUAAAAGAAUCUUUGAAUAA